Choloepus didactylus (southern two-toed sloth) is the source of this 791-nucleotide messenger RNA. RefSeq names its product GTP-binding nuclear protein Ran-like. NCBI's taxonomy places the organism in Eukaryota, Metazoa, Chordata, Mammalia, Pilosa, Megalonychidae. Gene Ontology annotation, biological process: ribosomal subunit export from nucleus; protein import into nucleus. The record is from RefSeq and is a predicted model, not a curated record. Gene Ontology annotation, molecular function: GTP binding; GTPase activity. The transcript has a single exon. Gene Ontology annotation, cellular component: nucleus; cytoplasm. The coding region runs from base 1 to 651 and encodes 216 amino acids.
AUGGCCGCCCAAGGAGAACCCCAAGUUCAGUUUAAACUUGUAUUGGUUGGCGAUGGGGGUACUGGAAAAACGACAUUUGUGAAACGUCAUUUGACUGGUGAAUUUGAGAAGAAGUAUGUAGCCACCUUGGGCGUGGAGGUCCAUCCCCUUGUGUUCCAUACCAAUAGAGGGCCUAUUAAAUUCAACGUGUGGGACACGGCUGGUCAGGAGAAAUUCGGUGGCCUGAGAGAUGGCUAUUACAUCCAAGCCCAGUGUGCCAUUAUAAUGUUUGAUGUAACAUCAAGAGUUACUUACAAGAAUGUGCCUAACUGGCAUAGAGAUCUGGUACGAGUGUGUGAAAACAUCCCCAUCAUGUUGUGUGGCAACAAAGUGGAUAUUAAGGACAGGAAAGUUAAGGCAAAAUCCAUCGUCUUCCACCGAAAGAAGAAUCUUCAGUACUAUGACAUUUCUGCCAAAAGUAACUACAACUUUGAAAAGCCCUUCCUCUGGCUCACUAGAAAACUGAUUGGAGACCCUAACCUGGAGUUCGUGGCCAUGCCUGCUCUCGCCCCCCCAGAGGUUGUCAUGGACCCGGCUUUGGCGGCACAGUAUGAACACGACUUAGAGGUUGCUCAGACGACCGCUUUGCCGGAUGAGGAUGACGACCUGUGAGAACGUGAAGCUGGAGCCCAGCGUCAGAAGUCUAGUUUUAUAGGCAACUGUCCUGUGAUGUCAGUGGUGCAGCGUGUUUGCCACUUUAUUAUAUAGCUAAGCAGAACAUGUGCUUAAUCUUUGGGAUCCUGAAGGAGAUG